CCUGUGGAAGUUCCAGGCUCAGGCAUUCGCUUCCCGGCAGUCAGAGAGUUCGCAACACGGCGCGUUUCGAUGUCAGAGUGCGCGGUACGGUUGCAUCUAUAAGGAUUACUGGGGUGUUGGCCACUGGGAAAUUCAUAUAUUAUAGUUGGUUCGCGAGUGCGGAGUGUUUACUGCUUAGGUGAUGUGCAAUUCGAAAGUUUACUGUAGUGAACCAUUUCGUAGAAGUUGAGAGAUCUUAGGAUUUAUUGGAAACAAGUCUAGUCAGAGGAUUAUAACUCCUGAAAACUCCUGAGGCUUUAGAGAGGCAAAAGUCAAGGACGAAGAACACGCGUUUCACUUGUUCAGCCUGCUACACCCCCUCCAGAAUCACGAACCUUGUGGCACGUGCUGGUCACGCGUCGCCAAUCAGCGGAUCGGAAGUGUUAGCUUUACCGUUAUGCACUUAGCUGGCAAUUAGGCAGACAAACAGAAGCGCAACAGAUUUACCAUGUUUUCCAUGGACAAUUUCGACUUGGAGGCCACGAUGGCGCGCCACUUCUUCGAGGGAUCGCAGGCCACCAACGCCUCCACCUCCAGCUCCGACUACUUUUUCGGGGACGAGCACAGCUCGGAGAGCGAUGACGAGGACGAUGCCUAUAGCAGUGGGUUCAACAGCGACCAGGAGAACACCGAGAAGACCCGGAGGAGCCACAAGCCCCGGCGCUUGAAGUGCGCCUCCCAAAUGGCCCAGCAGCGGCAGGCGGCCAAUCUCCGCGAGCGCCGCCGGAUGCAGAGCAUCAACGAGGCGUUCGAGGGUCUGCGCACCCACAUUCCCACGCUGCCCUACGAGAAGCGACUAAGCAAGGUGGACACCCUCAAGCUGGCCAUAAGCUACAUAACCUUCCUCAGCGAGAUGGUCAAGAAGGACAAGAACGGCAACGAGCCGGGCCUAAGUCUGCAGCGUAACUACCAGAAGGAGCCGCCCAAGAAAAUUAUCCUCAAGGAUCGCACUGGCGGCGUGGCGCACUCGUUGUCCUGGUACCGCAAGGGUGACCGAUAUCCGGGCAGUAAGCUCUACGCCAGGACCUGGACACCGGAGGAUCCACGGGGACCCCACUCGCAGCCCCUGCCGCUGUACAACAACAGCAACUCGAAUCAGAAUCAAAACAGCAACCAGAGCAGCGACGACUUCAGCGGAAGUGGAGCGGAUAUGUCGGAUCCUGGAGCUGCGGCCAGCAUCUUCAGCAGCGGCAGUGGCAUGUGAGUCUCGCAGGACUCGCCGCUGGCGUGGCAAAGUCCUGAAACGAGUCACAGAGAUUGAGAUUCAGUGGAAAUCCUACUAGUCAAGCCUUGCUAGUCCUGGCAUCUAACACAUAUUAACCAACUUAAUAAUUAUAUGAAGAAAACAUGUUCUGUGGUAUUUAAUUGCUCUAAGUUCGCUAAUAUCUAAAUGUUAUACAUAGUGGUUUAGUUUAAAUCGAAUAAACAUUUCACACAAAUCUA
Molecule: messenger RNA, 1482 nt
Organism: Drosophila simulans
Lineage: Eukaryota; Metazoa; Arthropoda; Insecta; Diptera; Drosophilidae
Gene: Fer1
Product: pancreas transcription factor 1 subunit alpha
Exons: 5
Coding region: 488-1243 (251 amino acids)
Biological process (GO): regulation of transcription by RNA polymerase II; developmental process
Molecular function (GO): RNA polymerase II transcription regulatory region sequence-specific DNA binding; DNA-binding transcription factor activity, RNA polymerase II-specific; protein dimerization activity
Source: RefSeq, a predicted model, not a curated record